Messenger RNA from Didymodactylos carnosus, 1215 nucleotides. Lineage: Eukaryota; Metazoa; Rotifera; Eurotatoria; Philodinida; Philodinidae. The record is from the annotation of a GenBank genome assembly.
ACACACGAUUCGUCAUUGUCAAAUGAAAAGAACGAAUCAGCAGUGCAAAACGUUUACCAACAACAUCAAUUAGAAAGUAUGGGUUUUAACGGGGGAUCCUCCCAUUUAAAUGUCGUUCGCAGCUUUACCAGUUUGUAGAGCACACUUUGAAACAUAUAUUCUGAUGUAUUCCCGGCUAGCAGUUAUUAUCUGGUUGAGAAUAAAAUUAAUUACUCGAGAAAUUCAGGUCAAGUUUUGAACAUCGAAUCUUUUUUUAGACUCUUGGCUGUCUGAUAGUCUCUAAUCAUACGAACCUAAUCAAAGCGAAGAACGAAAGAAAAAUGUUUGGCUAAGAUAAAUAAAACAAGAGAAAGGAAAAGUUAUUGUUCUUUACUUCGCUUUCAUGAUCGCUUCAAGAUCGAUCGACUACACUUAACAGAAGAAGAAGACAAUACUCUUUUCCGCUUAUGACGAGAGACUAUCGGAUAGGAAAGAUUUAAAAAAAGGACCGAUGUUUAAAACUUCUCCUGAAUUUUCCACGUAAUUGGUGUUUUUCUCAACUAGAGAAUGACUGCAAACCGAGAAAACAUCAGAAGUUAGUUUAACGAAUUUUAAAAAAAUCCUUCACUCAUGUUCCUUCCAGCGAAAUUUGGUUCAAGAUGCUUUUAAAAAUACUUUUUGCUCCAAAACUCCAUUGGGCAGAUCAAAGUGGAAUAAUGCAGUCAACUGAAAACAUUUGCCAUAUGUAUUUCAAACUGUCUUGUACAAAACGAUAGAGUAAAACGAGUGACAGGAGCCCCUCUUAAAGUUUUUUAAAUUUCUUUCUAAUAAGACACCAAAAUUUUUUUUCUUUUCAGCAACUUUGGUCCUUGACAAUGUGAAACCAUUAGACCAGAAACGAAAACAAUCGUCUUAUUUUAUUGACAAGACGUCUUUAUCGACCUACAUUGUUCACAGUGGGUCAGAAUCGGCUACACUUCUUGAAACAUUUGAACAUAUAAAAUGAAUACACUUGAUAACAUUACAUUCAGUCAAAAUAUUGAUAUUACUACGAUCACUACCCAAUACGAAACAACUGAUGAAGAUCUGCGAACUGGAAAUGAAGGUGAACAAUUUGUUUAUGAAUAUUUAAAACAGGAAUUUAUUGUUGAAGGUAACGAAACUGAAAUUGAAUGGAAGAAUAAAGUUAAAGAAUCAUAUUUACGAUAUGAUAUAGAAAUAAUUAAACGAACUUGA